UAUCCGCAGCGCAACUGGUACCUCAUCAUUUCCUUGAAUUAGCCCGGUUCAUUCCACGGUCUCUUUGGAUUCUGUGUCUAUAUUCAGCUGGACACCCUCUAUAUCAUUCGCAACCCUAUCACAAAACAUCAUGCACCAACAUCCUCGAUCGCCGGCGCCCCCUGCGCCCGUUGCAACCAGGUCGAGCCGCUCAGAAGACAAUCGGGAGCAAGAUCCACGUCCAACCUCCCCAGCAUUCGAUCCUAGGACAUCAAGCAGAGGACUGGGGAUUGAGACGGGCGCUGAGUCCCCAGAGCAGAGCCAGACUCGCCGGCCAUCUAAAGAAGCGAUAGCAAAACUCAAUCAGAUCAUAUCAAACUACCAUACCAAAGCCGCUCUGAUAAUACUUCAUGCCCGCGUCGAACUCCCCCCAUCCCUCAACAAAGGCUCCGAUACUCCUCGGGUCAACCGCUGGUUCAACGUUGAAUUAGAAGAUACCGACGUGCUCCGAGAACAACUACGAAUCUGGAGGACAUGUGAUGCAACCGAGAACCGGCCUCCGCCGCUAAUCAUCGAGACAUACCUAGACACUAAAGGCCUCACCAACAAUCAAAGCCUCGUUGCCUUGGAUGAGCAUGGAAAACGGUUUGAUGUCUUGGAGUCUCUGUCUUCGUCUCCAGAAGGGCAAUCUGCCGCACCUCGCCCUGCAGGGCCUGACGAUGUGAUUCUGGAGCGGUGGAAGGUGGAACUCGGAGAUAUGUCUGAUAGACUACCGACGGAUCUUGGUUCUAUUCUGCCUACGGUCUACAAAAAGAGCAUCGUCCUGUUCAGGUCUUUGUUCACCUACUCUAAGUUCCUGCCUGUUUGGAAGUUCGCAAGACGCAAUGGGAGGCUUCGGACACACCCAGCUUUGCGGAUCAAGUACCGUAUUUUGGCUGAGAAUCCCGAUGCCAUGACUUCGAAGCCAGAUCGUCUGACGACGCCUCUGUUUGAAAGCAGCGGCAAAGUCGUCGACACGUACAGCUUCGGUGUGACGGAUUCUCCCGCUGGUCCAUUCUCUGUCGAGGUCACUUAUCGAACGAGCUGCGAAUUUCGUGUAGAUGAUUCCGAAGCCCUUCUUAGUUCGCGUUUCAUGGGUGCCGAUGAUGAAGGUUUCCGCCCCUCCCUUCCAAGUCGAGAUUCGCAUAUUAAAGCGACCAAUCCGGAGGUAGGGUCGGUCCCCCUCGAGAAACGGACUGUCGAAAAUGCAGACUUUGGUCGAGCAUAUGGAAGCCUCUCAACCUUCCAUCAUGUUGGGCCUACCACCAGUGCAAGUCCUAUCUCAGCCCUACGUGCUGCACAGCAGUCUGGUGCCUCGUCUCCAUCACCACCCGCUUCAUCUUCUCGAAAACCACUUUCUACAAACAAAGCAAGCCCUAUGGGCCGUGCUGCUGUUCUCGCCAAUGAAGGUAGUCCUGGCGUUUUUAGGCGGCCUUCAAUCUCGUUCCAGCCAUUCAAAGCCCCUCCCUUGUCAGCCUCUCCAUCUCUUGUCGAUACUCCGCUUGGGGCUUCUCCCCGUUCGACAGUGACCCCCCGUAUGCCCAUGUCUGAAUCCAAAACCAUGCCUUCACCCUCUAUGGCAACGUCUACCCGAAAGUCGUUGCCCGGCCCUUCGGAACAAACCGUUGUUCCUCCAAACUCUGCAUCACCACGACCCAACACAAUUGCAAGAUACAGUAGCGCGUUCUCUCACCGCCGUGGAAGGCCUUCUGUCGGUACAAUCACUAAACCCGACGACGAAACCUCCAGCGGGAAAGCUAGUGCUACCUCAUCUACCGCUCAACCUGGUUCUGGCAUAAUUGCGGAAGCGACAGGAGCGACAGGAACAAGUGCAGACUCAAUUCACGGGGAUGAUGAGAACAUUAUGGAGUUUCUGAAGCUCGUAGACCAGAAAAAGGACCUGCUGAGUAACUCGAAAUCACCUGCUCAUGAAGACCAAGGACGGGCUGCAUCUGCUGCAUUGACCCGCUAUCAGCUUAUGAGAGAUUCCAAUGCUGCUCUGUCGGAAUCUAUCACGUCUUCUUUAAUACUUCAACGCUCGUCCAAUUCCUCAAGCAGGCAAUUGCACAGUGUGCCGCCAAUGGUGGCUGGUACCUCAAUCUCGACGGCUUCUUCACCAGGAAAGCCUAUUUCCCCCCACACCCCCCACACCCCAGCCAUACCCUCGCGCUUGAGCUCGCACAGCAUUGUUGACUAUAAUGACCCUGGCAACAACGAUCGACGGGAUUCGCAUGUCGAUCGCAGCUCACCACUUGAUGAAAACUCUAGUGAAGGGACGACGUUGGUUAACCCGUCGGCCGUAAACGCAAUUGAUAUUCCCACGUCGCCUACGUCGCUGUUCCCUCCCUCUUACCGCCGGCCAAGUUCUGCUGCUCAUCGUCGGCGGACAGUCACAACGGAUGACGAGGAAAUUUUCCCCUUCAAUCUCCGCAGUAUAAGUCUUGGGGCUGAGGAUAGAUCCAACAAUAGCCUUAGUGCCAUACAACGCCAGCAUGACUACGAAAGCGGGAAGGGCAGUUCGAAUCAACCGCAGAGAAUACCGCAAGACCCGUCCGGGAAUGGAGAUCCGUCUUUGGCACCGAGCACUGCAAUACGCACUUUGGGUACGCAGCGAGGUGCAGCCGCGUCAGGCCCGUCAGCAGUCACGUCAAGUAAUCGCGUGUAUCAGCCGCGCUUCAGCCUUUCUCGCGGACGAGGCCUCUCCGGCCCUCAGUCUCUGAGCUCCGGCUCAGGCAGCCUUGCACGUGGCACGACUGUUCCUUCGUAUCUCACUGAACGCGACCACGAUCGUGAUGGUAACGCUAGUGGGAGCAACAGCGGUACCUCAACUACCGAGGGUCAACGACCUAGUACCGGCCGCAGCAAUCCUCCACAAUCGCAAAUUGAAGAGGAUGAACCCUUGCUUUUUGCCAUGAGUGAUUUCGGGGCCUCUCGGCGGAGCUUCGAAGAAGGCAGACAGGGCCAUCAUGGCCCUGAUCCCACUGGAAACUCCAGUGGAUCGAGACGAGGCGGCGGCAGGCGAGGCGGCGGGCUUUCUGGCUUCCAUGUCUGGCCGUGAAAGCCAUCUCCUCUCAUAUGAACCCUCUAACUUCGACUUAUAUUCCUCGGUGCUUCAUGCACCGCUGGUGUCUUUGGCCUCUUUCUCCCCAAGCAUCUUUACAUACCUUUCUACCUUCUAGCCCUUCUAUUCUCUCACAUUAU
Messenger RNA from Aspergillus homomorphus CBS 101889, 3219 nucleotides. RefSeq names its product putative autophagy protein Atg13. The record is from RefSeq and is a predicted model, not a curated record. Gene Ontology annotation, cellular component: phagophore assembly site; cytosol; Atg1/ULK1 kinase complex. Gene Ontology annotation, biological process: autophagosome assembly; piecemeal microautophagy of the nucleus; mitophagy. The coding region runs from base 131 to 3076 and encodes 981 amino acids. NCBI's taxonomy places the organism in Eukaryota, Fungi, Ascomycota, Eurotiomycetes, Eurotiales, Aspergillaceae. The transcript is spliced from 3 exons.